Olea europaea var. sylvestris is the source of this 1398-nucleotide messenger RNA. Its product is annotated as lon protease 2-like. The record is from RefSeq and is a predicted model, not a curated record. The transcript is spliced from 2 exons. Bases 268 to 1125 code for a protein of 285 amino acids. NCBI's taxonomy places the organism in Eukaryota, Viridiplantae, Streptophyta, Magnoliopsida, Lamiales, Oleaceae.
UCCUUUCAGCCCUAUUAUUCGCCAUUAUCCACACCAUACAUCACAAACCCACAGUCCAGAAAAUUACAUUAAUUAUCGAAUGUAGUAAUGCAGAUUAGGACUUUUCCACUCUCAGUUCCUCACUAUCGCCACAAAUUUCCAGUACCACGUGCCAAUGAAUAAUUCUUCUGGUUAUUAAUUUACCAGUUUCUUCAGUUUCCAUUGUCCCUUUCUAAAAGCUCUAUCUUUGGUGUUUAUUCACUGUUUGCUUCUACGGAAAUUAGGAAAAUGGCUUUGCCUCAACUAUUGCCUUCUUCUUCUUCGAGAAUUUCCCAUAAAUCUCUCUUAAAUCCGUAUAAUUACCACUUAAACCAAAGCCCAGAUACAUUUUUUACUACUACUCAGUCAUUCUCUCAUCGCCGCCGUCAACGGCGGAAACCCAACUCACUUCGCUGCUCAGCUUCCUCAUUUUCCGAAAAACACCACACCAACUCCCCGAAAUCCGAUGAUGUCGUGGAGUUGCCGCUGUUUCCCCUGCCACUUGUUCUUUUUCCGGGGGCUAUACUCCCUUUACAGAUUUUCGAGUUCCGGUACCGCAUAAUGAUGCACACCCUUCUCCAGACUGAUCUCCGGUUCGGAGUAAUCUACACUGACUCUACUACUGGCACGGCGGAAGUGGGCUGCGUGGGGGAGGUUAUUAAGCACGAGCGCCUUGUGGAUGAUAGAUUCUUUUUAAUAUGUAAAGGGCAGGAGCGUUUCCGUGUUUCCAAAUUUGUGCGAACCAAGCCUUAUUUAGUGGCGGAGGUGGUUUGGCUUGAGGACCGCCCCUCGGGGAAUGGCGAAGUGGAGGACUUAGAUUCCUUGGCGAAUGAGGCGGAAAUGUACAUGAAGGAUGUGAUUAGAUUAUCCAAUAGGUUGAAUGGGAAGCCUGAAAAGGAGGUUCAGGAUUUGCGGAGGAAUCUUUUCCCUACUCCAUUUUCGUUCUUUGUGGGGAGUACUUUCGAGGGAGCACCCAGAGAGCAGCAGGCAUUGCUGGAGUUGGAGGAUACUACGACGAGGUUGAAGAGGGAGAAGGAGACACUGAGAAAUACGCUAAAUUACUUGACAGCUGCCUCUGCUGUUAAGGACGUAUUUCCUUCAUCGUAAGAUGAUGGAUGUGGGGAUGAAAUGAUAGACUUUUGAAAUUUGUAGUUACGGUGUUGUAUAUGCAUACAUUUCGACUCAACCAGGUUCUUAACUGGAGAAUGCAGAGACCAGAAGCAUGAAGCACGUUAAAUGUAGUUUCCUUUUUCAGUUCUUUGAUAUUCAUAUCUUGUAGAACAGUAGAAGAAUUAAAAUGGGAGAUGGAUAUGGAUUUGAAUUUGAAUUUAUGAAAGAAGAAUAUCUUCUGCAUUUAGGAACAUCAAGUUAUACAAUCAA